AUGGGCAGCUACGAUGGCGCUGAGACAUGUGAGCUAGUAGGAAGUUUCCUGCUUUCACAAUUAAAACACCUUGACGUCAACAUAGGGCUCUACAGAGACGACGGUCUAGCCAUUUCUAAUGCCGCACCGAGAGACAAAGAAAACAUCAAGAAGGAAAUAUGCCGUGUCUUUAACCAAAAUGGACUACGCAUCACAACUGAAGCCAAUAAACAGAUCAUUAACUUCCUAGACGUCACCUUUAACCUUAACAACAGCACCUACCGGCCCUUCACAAAGCCUAACACCACGCUACAGUAAGUCCAUCGCGAGAGCAACCACCCACCGAUCACCACAUAACCGCCGGCAUCAACAGACGGCUAUCAUCCCUUUCAUCGAACAAAGCAUCAUUCGACCAAGCCAUCCCCCCGUACCAAAAAGCACUCGACGAAAGCGGAUACCACUACACUCUACACUACGAACCGACUACAACUGCUAAACGGAGAAACAGACAACGCAACAGCAUCCUCUGGUACAACCCCCCAUUCAGCAAAAACGUCAACACCAACAUCGGUCACAGAUUCCUUACACUAGUAGACAAACACUUCCCUAUUAAAGGAGAACAAACUAAGAAAAAUCUUCAACCGCAAUACCAUCAAGAUCAGUUACAGUUGCAUGAAUAA
Molecule: messenger RNA, 659 nt
Organism: Porites lobata
Lineage: Eukaryota; Metazoa; Cnidaria; Anthozoa; Scleractinia; Poritidae
Source: the annotation of a GenBank genome assembly